AUGGGCAAGCGUAAAUGGCACGGUCCUGUCCCUACCGGAAAGUACACCAUCUCAGCGGGCACUCCCAAGCCCAAGAUCUCUCUGGGCGGCACAGCCAGCCGGCAAACGAGCAACGAGCUCUUCACCGAGUUCCAGCUCAUCGCGGAGGACUUGGCCUGCGUAUCCGUGCCCACGGACGCAGGGGACAUGGCGACCAUUACCGUCACGGUAUCGCCAACGGCCCAACCUCGUGGGCAAGAGGCCAGAGCCUUGGAGUGGGUGUUGAGCGUUCUGAACCGCGCCAAUAUUUCCGACCUUGAGAUCAGUUGGUGUCCGCACGAGUGUAAGCCGUACCUCCCGCCCCAGGGCACCGCAUUCUUCAUGGACCGGCUCAAGACCUCCUCGAUUACACAUCUACAAGUUCCGGGAUUCACUCCUGUCCUCACCGCUCUCCGGCACCGCCUGAAGGGACUUCGGACCAUCGUCGCGACAAGAUACAGAGCCGGCACCGCCCUAGAAAGCAAGAUAGGCGAAGCGGCCGAGGCGUUGGAGCUCAGCCCUAGUUUGACGCGUCUGCGUGCGAGGGGAGAUAGAGCAUUGCCUUCCACGUUGUUCAAGUGGGGUAGCCGCCGCGACCAGCAACAAUGGCGCCAGCAGUACGACGGUAUCCGCGAGACCAUCUCGGCCCGCCAGCGCGCUACAAAGGCCACACAGAUGAUGGUCCUCAGCAUCAUCGCCAUCGUGCCCUAUGCCCAUGCCCUACCACAAGAGAUAUGGGACAUGGUCUGCGGGUACGUGGUGGGAGACAGCUUAAGCGCGGGCCAGUUCAGUCACGCCCUCGAGCUGGGGUACGACGCGGCGACCCUCGACAAGCGCGCUGCGGCUAUGCGGCACCUGGACGGGAACGAGUUCAAAGUGGCUCUCGAGGAGUGGCUUGUAUUGGAGGGGUUUGUGGCCUCAUCGCCAACGAAAGGAGGCAUUCCGGAAAGGGCAGCACAGCGAUAG
Molecule: messenger RNA, 984 nt
Organism: Vanrija pseudolonga
Lineage: Eukaryota; Fungi; Basidiomycota; Tremellomycetes; Trichosporonales; Trichosporonaceae
Exons: 2
Coding region: 1-984 (327 amino acids)
Source: RefSeq, a predicted model, not a curated record